Oreochromis aureus is the source of this 1439-nucleotide messenger RNA. It is a transcript of the gene pfdn2, whose product is annotated as prefoldin subunit 2. Lineage: Eukaryota; Metazoa; Chordata; Actinopteri; Cichliformes; Cichlidae. Bases 63 to 548 code for a protein of 161 amino acids. Gene Ontology annotation, molecular function: protein folding chaperone. Gene Ontology annotation, cellular component: cytoplasm; prefoldin complex. Gene Ontology annotation, biological process: protein folding. The transcript is spliced from 4 exons. The record is from RefSeq and is a predicted model, not a curated record.
GCAAUCGCGUAAACCAGCCCUGUACGUCUUUCCUGGGUCCCUCGCAGCAACACCCUUCCAAGAUGGCAGCCAACAGUAGCAGCACGGGUAGCAAAUCCAGCAACAGCGGCGGUGGGAAACAGUCCGGCCCGUCAGCUGAACAGGUGGUGGCAACAUUUCAGAGGAUGCGUCAGGAGCAGCGCAGUAUGGCUUCUAAAGCUGCAGAGUUGGAGAUGGACAUCAACGAGCACAGCUUAGUAAUAGACACAUUGAAGGAGGUGGAUCCAUCGAGGAAAUGCUUUCGUCUAAUAGGAGGAGUGUUGGUGGAGAGGACAGUAAAAGAAGUUCUACCUGCCUUGGAAAACAACAAAGAACAGAUCUCCAAAAUAAUCGAGUCCAUCAACUCACAGAUGCAGACGAAGGGGCGGGAGCUCACAGAGUACAGGGAACGCUACAACAUACGUUUGGUGGGAGAGGGCGAAGGAGAGGAAAAGGGCCAGUCAGCCGCUCCCUCCAGGGACAGCGAAGGAGGCGGAUCAAAAAGCGGAGCCGGUGUUUUAGUUUCAUAGGUAGUGAGCAUGGACAGUGACAGCAGGGCCCUUUGAUUUCUGCAGUGUUGAACACGUAGAUGGAGUCACACAGUUUAGGUGGAAAACAAACUCUUUGCAGGAUAACUCUGGAUUUGAAGUUUACUGAAAUCUCUGCUUAAUCUAACGCACUUGUUAAUUUGCAGCAGGUAUAUUCUGCUUCCUUAUGUUCAGUGUGAAAGUUAAAGCUGUCUUAUGUUUGCCUUUUUUAAUGGUGAAAUACUGUGACAUCAGUUCACUGAUUGAAUUCAACCCCCUGAACAUUUACCCGCACUCACGCAGGAGCAGCUAAAAACAUGAUUUUGCUGUCUUAAGAUUAUCGAAAGUGUUUUUCCCACACAAGAUGCAACUGCUAAUGUGUUUGGCCAAAACUAAAGAGUCAUUUCGAAAACUAAGAAGAAAUGGGACACCUAAACAUCCAGUAAAAUAAAUAACGAAGAGAUCAUUUUGAAAGAUGUGCAAAAAUUGGAUUUCAUCGUGCUGUAAAAAAUUAUUAAGUUGAGCAAAAGUUCAUGUCCAUGAAGGCAUUUAAAAAGCACUCGUCUUUAGCAUGAACAUCUAAAUUUACUCCAAGUACAUCAUCAGACUUAAAAACAGACACGUUAUAUUCAACCUCCCUCUGUGACAGUACGUUUCCUCUGAGCUCGUUUAGCUCCACACAUGAGCCAUGCAGAGUAUUAGCUCUGAAUGAGGUCGGUUUGUGUUCAGGGGUGACGAGCCUGGAAGUGUAACUGUCUCAUCUUAAUAAUAAAAACCCACCAUAACUGAGGAAAUGCCUCCUAGGACCCCAUGAGCACUGUCCACACGGUUAAUGUGUUGUAAGGCCUUUGUUUUUGUUAAUGAUCAUGAAUAAAAAAAAUGUCACAGUUGUGA